UAUGCUGCAUGUCUUUCAGAAUAAACCUAAAAAUCGAAACAAAGGGGUCCAAAUCCAAAAUUUGCGAAAUGUCGGAGACGAAGGCCGAGAGUAAGAGCAAAAACCCUAAAAAGGCCAAUCUGUCAGAUCACAGCUCCAUCAAGCACCUUCUCGACGAGUCUGUCUCCGAGAUUGUUAAGAGCCGCGGAUAUGUGGAGAAUACGAGGUUAAGUAACUUGAAGUUGUUGAUUGGAGCCAUUGUCAUAAUCAUUGCUCUAUUUGCUCAGUUCUACAACAAGAAAUUUCCAGAGAACCGAGACUUCCUGAUUGGAUGCAUUGCAUCGUAUAUCAUCGUCAAUGGGAUAUUACAGGUGGUUUCAUACACUAAGGAGAAAAAUGCAAUCUUGUUCACUCAUCCUCCUGUGGGAGCCUUCAGCACUGGGUUGGUGGUGUCUUCCAAAUUACCAAGAUUUUCUGACUUGUACACACUUACAGUAGCAAGUGCGGAUCCAAAAUCAAUAUCUGCAAACAAACCGGUGGAAUUCACGAAGAGUGUUACUCAGUGGUUUACCAAGGAUGGAGUAUUGGUGGAAGGCCUGUUCUGGAAGGAAGUAGAUGGACUGAUAAACGAUUAUGCAAGAGAACCCAAGAAGAGCAAGUGAAUUUCGGCUUUGCGGAGACCCCAAUCUGAUUCAGUUCUCAUACAGAAUGAACUCUUUAAAGUGUUGUGAUUUUUGCAUAAAAUGUUGGUAGCCACAAUGAAUUUGAAAGACACUCUACUCCAUCAUUUAUAAUGAACACUGGGGUUCCAAACCUAUUUUGUACGUAGACCUUUCAAUUUGACUCCAGAUUGACGACUA
Messenger RNA from Prunus dulcis (almond), 839 nucleotides. RefSeq names its product probable signal peptidase complex subunit 2. Bases 9 to 641 code for a protein of 210 amino acids. The record is from RefSeq and is a predicted model, not a curated record. NCBI's taxonomy places the organism in Eukaryota, Viridiplantae, Streptophyta, Magnoliopsida, Rosales, Rosaceae. The transcript has 5 exons. Gene Ontology annotation, cellular component: membrane; signal peptidase complex. Gene Ontology annotation, biological process: protein targeting to ER.